CCAAUAAAAACAGUUUACGCUGACUUAAGCUUGUAUCUGUGUAUAAAUUUGCCACGUGCCCCUGUACCACCCCCUGCCCCCAUUUUGUUUUUUGGACCUGCCAUCACAUGUCCAUGUCAUGUACCUGGAUGCCAUGUCACGUACCUGGCAAUGUUUAUUGGCCUCUAGAAUCUCAAACACCCAUAAAAUCAGUCGGUGCAAUACAUAAAAAAAGUCCCAAUCAAAAGCCUAAAGUAGAAAAACCUGAACCCAUCCAACCUCCAGAGGAUAAGAUGCCUUAUCCACAAUGGCUGCACUCUGUAACAUUACCCUCAGCCAAGGAACCACAGUCCACUAAUAGUGCUGCAGUCCCCCAUGGUUCAACAAAUGAUUGCAUCAAAUUAUGCACUGUUGGUUUUUCGAAUUGUUGCCCACAAAUUACUUUCCAUCAGCAUCUCUAUCUCUCGUCUCCUGAACAAUAUGGCAAAGUGGCACGUGUAGUCUCUCAAGAAUUUCCAUUUGUCGCUUCCAUGGCCAAUUAUAGACCUGGAAGUCACACAAGUCAUACGUUGCCUGCUCAAAAACUAGAUGAAGAAAAAUAUAAGAAAAACCCCACAGAUUCUAUUCCAAAUAAUCAACCUAAUCACCCCCAACAAGGUGGCCAUUCUGCUUCAUUAUCAGAAAGUAUCGCAGACAGGGUAGGAACUCCUAAAAGACAAAUCUAUCCUUAUUUGGCUCCGAAACAUAAUUCACAGUAUACCAAGCUGCCAUUUGAGAAUAGUCCAAAGUUACCAAGCCAGUUUUCCCCUCAAGUUAUGCCCUUCAGGAUUCACAAUCCAUUGUAUACCCCUCUAAGUCAAGAGGCACAAAAUAAGCACCCCAAAAAGCCCAAUGGCCAAUUUGCGGUCUUCAAUUAUCAGCCUGGUCAGAAUGCAAAGUCUUCUGUCUCUCAUUAUCUUCAGCAGCAGAACCCAAAUCCUAUGCGAGCACCUGGGACAUUCUCCCUUGGAUCUCAUAGGCUUUCCCAUCUUGGGGUACAGGAGGAGCUCAGACCUUUUUUCCAGUACUCCAUGCUUAAUGAUGCUGAAGCAACAACUCAGAACUUGCAGCAUUCAUCACAUUGGAAUAAGCUCAAACUAUCCUCAAAACGUGAUCAGACUGGGUAUUCUUCUAAACCAAGAGGAUAUAUACUUCUACAGCGUGGUCCACCGAGUAAAGAACCCAAAGGUUCUAUGGAGUCAACAAAUUUCAGGGUUCUUGACCGAAAUAUCCCAGUUAGUCGUGUGAGCCCUCUGCAUCUUCAACAUGUUAACACCUGGGAUUCAAAACCUCAGCUUGAUGUACUAAUCGGGUACAAGAAUGAAGCAAAUCCACCACGCAUUCCUGAAUAAAAAGAAUGAAGUUCAACAGAGAUGGUAAAUUAUUUUAAAUGUAAUUUCCUCUCCUGAUCUUCAUACUGAUCCAUCUUCUUUCUUUCAGGAUUGGACUGUCGUAGUAAAAGAGGGUCACAAGCUAAGAUGACAUGCCUUAAUUGCAAAUAAACUUUCGACUUUACCUUUACGUCUUUUGUCAUCAAUAAAAGUUGAAAAAGGUACCAAGCCUGCCUAUCUUGGAGUAGCUAGAACAGGUCGGUUAUCAAAUGCGCAUGGCAAAAGUGUCAAAUUAGAAUUUCAAGGUAAAUACAGAUCAAUGUGACUUGCUUCCUCUGGGCAAUUGGUUUUAUAUUGACUGUUAAUUUUGAACUUGUCACAUCUCCAAAUGUUUUAAACUACUGGUAGUUUAGUAUAGGUGUGCAUGCAACUUGAAUACAAGUGAAAACAUUUUGAGAUGAGUCUCAAACACUACAAGAUUUCAUAAAACGUUUUAUUACAAUAAAAUGACAAGGUGUCAUUUUCAGUUUGACACUUCAAGCCAAGGAGUAGCGGGUGUUAAAUGCCAUGUAAA
Syngnathus acus (greater pipefish) is the source of this 1923-nucleotide messenger RNA. RefSeq lists its product as uncharacterized. The record is from RefSeq and is a predicted model, not a curated record. NCBI's taxonomy places the organism in Eukaryota, Metazoa, Chordata, Actinopteri, Syngnathiformes, Syngnathidae. The coding region runs from base 108 to 1370 and encodes 420 amino acids. The transcript is spliced from 4 exons.